Messenger RNA from Oreochromis niloticus (Nile tilapia), 7254 nucleotides. RefSeq names its product adhesion G protein-coupled receptor B1a (gene adgrb1a). Gene Ontology annotation, biological process: engulfment of apoptotic cell; adenylate cyclase-activating G protein-coupled receptor signaling pathway; negative regulation of angiogenesis. The coding region runs from base 766 to 5625 and encodes 1619 amino acids. The transcript is spliced from 34 exons. NCBI's taxonomy places the organism in Eukaryota, Metazoa, Chordata, Actinopteri, Cichliformes, Cichlidae. The record is from RefSeq and is a predicted model, not a curated record. Gene Ontology annotation, molecular function: G protein-coupled receptor activity. Gene Ontology annotation, cellular component: postsynaptic density; dendrite; plasma membrane.
GGAAUCCGGCUGUUGCUGCGCGCGGACACACAGGCAGGCAAGGACGCUCCAGAGCCGCGAGCUGGGGACGGCGGUUCCCGAGACACGCGCGAGCCCUCUUUGAUGCGCCGCUCCAUUCAACGAUCACAUUCACCUGGAUGGCUGUGCGACCUGCGGACGAGAGAGAAUUUCAGAUUUGGAGAAUAACUUUUUCUCAGAGGAAAUCAUAGAAUUUGUGGAAUUUAACUAAAUAAAAUAUUACUGUCUUAAAAAGAGGAUUUUAUUUUCACAUUUAAUGAAGAGCGGGGGACGUUAUCUUUGGGAACAAUGUAAGAAAAUAACAGCGGCAGUCGGGAUUUUUUGUACCUGUUUCUUGCAUAGGGCGCGCAGUCGGAACUAACAGACAUUCAGAACUCCUGUCUGAGUUUUAACCUCCUCUUCAUCCCAGUAACGUCACAUUUAUUUGGCUCAGUAUAAGAAGAGAUUUCCGUUCAUUAUCAUACUUUUUGUGGACUUAUCUUAGGACUUACCGUCUUUUGGAAUUGUCGAAUCCCCCGUGAAUGCACCGAGCUCUGACCAUUGUCAUUAUGCAUCAGAUGGACUGGUAACUUACUCAAGGUUCCUGUGACUCUCAGGGUCGACUGACGCAGCCAUGGGCCAGUUACUGGGUUUUUGAAAGAAUCUAUACUCCCCCUCCUCUUCCUUCUUCUUUCCUCACCCCACUGAGCUGGAAGUUGACUCAUCCACAGUCAGAGAGAGGUGUCUCCUUCUAUUCAUCAACACACCAUGACAAGCAUUCUUCUUCUGAUUCCUGGCCAGGCAAGGUGGCCACUCCCAGUGCUAUUCUUGCAUAUUGCCCUUUUUCUGCUGAUGAGGGGUUGUUGUCAUGCAGCCCCCUCUGGCCCAGAGUCUGAUUCGUGUUCCACAUUAGUCCAAAGCCGCUUUUUUGGGUUUUUCCUGUCUUCUUCAGUGUUUCCCGCCGUGCCUUGUUCCUGGACCCUACAGAACCCCGAUCCACGACGCUACACAAUCUUCAUCAAAGUGACUAAACCCACUCAGCACUGUAUGCCGCAGCAGCUUCGCACAUUCCAGUAUGAUUCCUUCCUGGAGACUACACGCACCUACCUGGGCAUGGAGAGUUUUGAUGAAGUUGUGAGGCUUUGCGAUACAUCUGCGCCUGUGGCCUUCCUGGAGGCUGGGAAACAGUUCCUACAAAUGAGGAAAGGACAUCCUAGGGCUGGUAUGGCAAUCACAGAGGGAAAUGGAGAUUUCAAGACAGAGUAUCUCGUGGUGGGGAAGCGCAACCCUAGCAUGGCAGCUUGUCAGAUGCUGUGCCAGUGGCUUGAGGACUGUUUAACCUCCAGCACAUCCAACAGACCCUGUGGCAUCAUGCAGACUCCAUGUUUAUGCUGGGACCAGCCACCACUACUGAGUGAGGGCGAUAGCUGCUAUCACCAUGGAGUUUAUCUUGAAAACUGUUUACCCAGUGUGAAAGAGAGUGGAAAAGAUGUUGAGAUAAAUGGUGGCUGGAGUGUGUGGGGCCAGUGGGCACAGUGCAGCAGCGAGUGUGGUGGAGGGAUCCAAACCCGGAUUCGGACCUGUCGGUCACCUCCGGAGGAGUCAUACCUGUGUGAGGGCAUAGUGGAGGAGGGCCGGCCCUGCAACUCGCAGUCCUGCACUGGCAAAGGUCGCCAUCUCUCUCGCAGCCAAUCGCUUCGCUCGGUGGACAGCCGCAAGCGUGAUGACGUAGACAAGCCCCGCAGCGGACAGCAGAGCUCUCAGACAGUAGACUCAGCUUCAGGUGAGGAGUGGUCAUCAUGGAGUGUGUGUUCUGCCACAUGUGGGGAGGGCUGGCAGAGUCGCACUCGUUUCUGUGUGUCCUCCUCCUACAGCACCCAGUGUAGUGGGCCACUGCGAGAGCAGAGACCUUGCAACAACUCUGCUGUUUGUCCAGUGCACGGUGCGUGGGAUGAAUGGUCACCAUGGAGUCUUUGUUCAUCCACCUGUGGCCGAGGUUACAGGUCUCGAACACGAACCUGCACCCCCCCGCAGUUUGGGGGAGAUCCAUGUGAAGGGCCAGAGAAACAGACCAAAUUCUGCAAUAUAGCAGUCUGUCCAGUGGAUGGCGUCUGGAAUGAGUGGUCCAGCUGGAGCUCUUGCUCUGCCUCCUGUUCUAAUGGGACCAUGCAGAGAACCAGGGAGUGUAAUGGCCCCUCAUAUGGGGGUGCUGAGUGCAGAGGCGAGUGGCUGGAGACUGUCGACUGCUUCCUUGGAGAGUGUCCAGUGGAUGGCAAGUGGCAGACCUGGUCCUUGUGGUCGGGUUGUUCUAAAACCUGCGGAGGGGGGAGUCAGCAGAGAAACCGGAUUUGUUAUGGGCCCUUUUUUGGAGGGCAGCCUUGUCCUGGAGAGCGGGAAGAGGUCCGCAGCUGUAAUGAAAAGAGAUGCCCAGAACCUCAUGAAAUAUGUGGAGAGGACAACUACUCUAACGUUAUGUGGAAGAUGACUCCAGCUGGAGAUACAGCAGCAGUACGCUGUCCUCCAAAUGCCAUGGGGCUUAUCCUUCGCCGCUGCACCCUGGAUGAGGAGGGCAUUGCCUACUGGGAGAAUCCCACGUAUAUGAAGUGCAUUUCUAAUGACUAUCGCAGUAUACAGACUUUAACUCGGGAGCAUCUGUCCAAAGCGCAGCGUGGCCUUGUGGGAGAUGGAGUAUCAGAAGUAAUGACAAAGCUGAGGGAAAUAUCCAGUGAUGGAACCAGCUAUAGUGGUGAUUUGCUGGCCAUUGUAGAUGUGCUGAAGAACAUGACAGAGAUCUUCAGGAGGACAUAUUACAGCCCCAGCAAUGAGGACACGAGGAACUUUGUGCAAUCAGUCAGCAAUCUGUUGAUGGAAGAAAACAGGGAGAGAUGGGAGGAAGCACAACUGCUGGGGCCAAACAUCAAAGAGCUUUUCCGUCUGGUGGAGGACUUUGUGGAUGUCAUUGGCCUGAGGAUGAAAGACAUUCAAGACAUGUGUGAAGUCUCCGAUAACCUAGUUCUCAGCAUCCAUAAGCGUCCAGUAAGGGGUCAUGGAGGCAUCAGCUUUCCUAUGAAAAGCUGGAAGUGCAUGGUGGACUGGGCUCUCAGCCCUGAGAACAAGGUCAACAUUUCUAACAACAUCCUGUCUACUGGCAAGCCAGAUCCAGACGAUGCCUCGACAUUCGUAACUGGCAUUGCUCUGUACAGAAACCUGGGCAGCAUUCUCAAUCUGCAGAGAAACAGCACAGUCCUCAAUUCCAAGGUUUUGUCAGUGACCAUCAAGCCCACCCCUGCUUCCCUCACUGUUCCAUUUGUGGUUGAGUUCUCUCACCUUUAUAACGGCACCACCAACCACACCUGUAUAUCCUGGGAUGAGAGUGACAGCUCCUCUCUGCUGGGAUCCUGGUCUGCCAGGGGCUGCAAAACCGUGCUUGUCGACUCAUUCAGAACCAAAUGCUCUUGUGACAGACUGUCCACCUUCGCCAUUUUAGCACGGCUAAAUCCCGAAAUGAACAUGGAUAAGACACAACUCCCGUCUGUGACACUGAUUGUAGGCUGUGGAGUGUCUUCACUGACAUUGCUGCUACUCAUCAUCAUCUAUGUGUCUGUCUGGAGGUACAUCCGGUCUGAGCGUUCAGUCAUCCUCAUUAACUUCUGCCUCUCCAUCAUCUCGUCCAAUGCUCUUAUUCUCAUUGGACAGACGCAGACACGGAAUAAGAUCUUAUGCACCCUGAUUGCUGCGUUGCUUCAUUUCUUCUUCCUGUCUUCAUUCUGCUGGGUUCUGACAGAGGCAUGGCAGUCCUACAUGGCAGUGACAGGCCGCCUCAGGAAUCGCAUCAUACGCAAGCGUUUCUUGUGUCUCGGCUGGGGUCUCCCUGCUCUAGUAGUGGCGAUCUCAGUGGGAUUCACCAAGGCAAAGGGUUAUGGAACACCAAGCUACUGCUGGCUGUCUCUGGAAGGAGGUCUUCUCUAUGCAUUUGUGGGACCCGCUGCAGCCGUAGUCUUGGUUAACAUGGUUAUUGGGAUUCUCGUUUUUAACAAACUGGUGUCCAAAGACGGAAUUACUGAUAUGAAACUAAAGGAGAGGGCGGGGGCUCUCCAAUCAGGGACACAUCAGUCUCAGAAGCCCCCUCCCUUGUCAUCAGUGAUUGGCCUGACUGACAGCAUGAACUGUCAGAUGACAGUGCCACUGUACAAUAUGACGCUCAAAUGUGCCAAGUGCGGAGUUAUCUCUUCGGCUGACGUUUCCACCACAGCUACCAGUAACGCCAUGGCGUCACUGUGGAGCUCCUGUGUGGUAUUGCCACUCUUGGCUCUCACGUGGAUGUCAGCUGUCCUGGCCAUCACCGACCGACGUUCUGCGCUCUUCCAGAUCCUUUUUGCUGUGUUUGAUUCACUGGAAGGCUUUGUCAUUGUCAUGGUUCACUGCAUCCUUCGCAGAGAGGUUCAGGAGGCAGUGAAGUGUCGUGUGGUGGACCGACAAGAAGACACCAAUGGAGAUUCAGGAGGAUCAUUUCAGAAUGGCCAUGCUCAGCUAAUGACUGACUUUGAGAAAGAUGUGGAUAUGGCUUGCAGAUCAGGCACCAUGAAGCGCUCAUCCCUCCAGGGGGAAGAGAAGGCCUCCUCUGGAACCCUCACUCUUCAAAAAGGUUCUAAUUUUAACACCAUGCCGGCCAGCAUGGCCAAGGUUCACCUCCAGAAUGUGGCCGACUAUACGAGCCACACUUUGACGAUGCGGAGGGAGAAAGGCGCCACAAAAGGAAUCAGUACCGAGCUGCCGGGUGCCAAAUCCAUCUACAUCUGCGACGGCGAACUCUUCAAGCAGCUGGAUGGAGAUCUGCCUCGAGGGAACGGUGAAGGCAGCAGCUCUGAGGGGGCUGGCAAAGGCCCAGGGUAUGUCAUUCUACCGACAAACAAUACGGGCACCCUGAAACCGUCCAAGGGGAAAGAGGAGCAGGCAGCCAAGUAUAACAUCAGCAUUGAGCAGCUGCCUCAGACCAGGCUCAUCCACCUGGCUAACCCUGCCAGUGGAGAGCCAGUGCCUGGCUUUGGGCUGAAGAGCCUGCCUGCUGACCAGGUCAGUGUGUCAUGCUCUGACAGAGACUCACCUGCGCACAACCUGCAGAACGUGCCCAGAGACUCCAAGGUGACCAACAACAUGUGUGACGGAGGAGAGUCUGGAAAUUCUGGAGUGGUGUCCAAGAGUGAGACUGUCUCCACACUGUCCAUGAGCUCGCUGGAGAGACGAAAAUCACGCUAUGCAGAGCUUGACUUUGAGAAAAUAAUGCACACCCGGAAACGCCACCAGGACAUGUUUCAGGACCUGAACAGGAAGAUUCACAGUGCAGACAAGGAUAGAGAAUCUCCACCUGUUGACGCCAAAGCUACCAAAAGAUGGAGUGUGUCCUCUGCCAGCAGCGACAAGACCAACAUGAGUGACAAACAGCAGACCCCGAGCAAGAGGGCGUGGGAAGGCAUUCGUAAGACCAACUCACCCCCGUCCUGGGUGCGGAAGGACCUGGAGACAGUGGCGGCCUCCCCUCUUGAGCUGCAGACAGUAGAGUGGGAGAAGACAAGUGCAACCAUUCCUCUUGUGGGCCAGGAGAUCAUGGACCUGCAGACAGAGGUGUGACCCAGAUUCUGGCUCACAGCACACAGUUCCACUUUUGCUCCAGAGCUCUCAGACAACCAAGCAGACACACGACACACAUACUGCCCUGCUGUGUACUUCUAUUCAAAGGCUGGAUGUAGCCGAGACCGUGAGGGGGAAAGGAGGGCAAGGAAAAGAGUCACAAUGACAGAAAAUCAAGUUAACGAAUUAAAGAGAGAAUGAGAUCACGGUGUCUCGUUCUCUGUUUCAUUUGAUGUUUUUGAAGCCACCAAUUACUGGUCACCUUCCUGUAUAUGAUACUGCAGGCUUACGCUGGAGACAGAUUGCCAAAGUAGCAGAUGAAGCUGCUAUAUGUGCAUCAUUAAGUCAUGUAAUAAACAGCAUAGCAAAGGUAAUCACGCGAUGUUUACCCCUGUAUUAAAUGGUUACAAUGUAAUAAUCAUGAUUAUGUCUCUUUAUUUUCACUGUUGAGAGUAUUGUUGCAUUGCUGUUCUGCUCUCUUUAUUCCUGACCAAAUUCUGAUGUUGUAUGCAGCUCAACAUGCCUCUGAAUUUCUCUCUUUUUCGACAUAAGCCUUGGGAAGAAAAAAUUCACAUGGCGUUUGAGGAGGCAGACUGCCAAACAUACACCCAUAUGUGCCCCUCAGUGCCGCUCCCUGCUCCCCAACAAUUCACUCCAGUCUCUAACGCCUUAUCCCACCCCUCACGAUAGUAGGCCAAGGCUGGCCCUGCAGCGACAAGGAAAAAAACCGGGGGGGGAGUGAGAAAAAGAAAUCAAAAACAUCACGUUGAGCCAAAAUGGAAAGUUGCCUUCUCAUCGACGGACACCUCAGAGAUGGUGGAGGGCAUGCCGGCGGGCUUUGUGCUCUGUUCGCUCUUCAACCUCAAUGCCGCCUAAAAGAGGGACAACAGGAGUACAGCAAACACAAGUUGGUUGGGUCAGUUUCUUGAUGUACAAGCAGGCUUGAUACAGUUAAUGCAAACAUGAUGCUAAGGGAAAAAAGGUAUUACUGUGUGUGAAUAUGUGUGUGUGUGUGCGCACUGAAAAAAUGGAAGAUGAAUAAACCCAUAGAUCUAUCGAUAUAUAUGUUAUGAUGAUUACAGAUAAUGACACGUACAAGGUAGAGUAAUAUAAAGGUUGGUGGUUGCACACAGAGAAAGCACAAGGCUCAUUUGGAGUCCUGAUGUACAGCAUUGUAAUUAUUUCAACAGAGUUCUACAGAAUGGAUUUUAGCCUAUAAAUAUCUUUCUUACUGUGCUUGGGGGUAGUUGUCAUCAUUAUUAUAAAUAUGAACAUGAUUAUUCUGAUACCAGUCCUUCCAUUCCCUCCCCCUGUCCUUUCAGGGUAUUGGACUAUACGAGUGUUCUGUAUCACAGUGUAACAGUGUGUGUUUUGAUAUCACCGCCAGUCACUCCCUCAGAUCUGUAUUUGUUGAAAAAACCCUGACUGCCGACCUCUGAGCUCCUGCUUCCUCCGACCUCUGAUUUGCGCCCCACCCUGGCACACACACACACACACACACUCUCCUCCCAUCUCCCCUCACUCCUGUUUUUAUUUUACUGGGGUCGCCUUUUUGUUAAUGUACAGUUUUCAGAGCACAAAAUGAAUGUGUCUUAUUUCUAAUAAAAGCAUAUCUAUAUAAUAAAAUAA